Stegastes partitus (bicolor damselfish) is the source of this 7619-nucleotide messenger RNA. RefSeq names its product sterile alpha motif domain containing 4A (gene samd4a). Lineage: Eukaryota; Metazoa; Chordata; Actinopteri; Pomacentridae. Bases 684 to 2855 code for a protein of 723 amino acids. The record is from RefSeq and is a predicted model, not a curated record. The transcript has 13 exons. Gene Ontology annotation, cellular component: P-body. Gene Ontology annotation, biological process: nuclear-transcribed mRNA poly(A) tail shortening; regulation of mRNA stability; negative regulation of translation. Gene Ontology annotation, molecular function: translation repressor activity; mRNA binding; protein binding.
GCUCCUCCCGGUUUUACCUCGGUGUUUUAGAGCAGAGCAGCCCGUCUGCUGGGAGAGAGACGGAGGAAAAGUUAGUCAAGAUGGCAAAUCCCACAGACCCGGAGUGAAGGGGCACCGCUCCCCGAAAAGCUGAGCCUGUCGCCCGUCCUGAGACAAACCCAGCGAUGCUAACUGCGCCGGCCUAAGAGGGAUUCCCUGAAGAAAAAUGCCAGUGAGGCUGAAGCUGAUGUGACACAGCUUGUGCUGGAAGAAAGCUGACUCAUCAAAUAUCAAUCCCUCUGAGAGGGACUAAGCAGCCGAGAGCAGCUCAUAUCACCUAAUGCCUUGCUAGAAGAGAAGAGCACCUCACGCCCCCCUCGAGAUUAUCAGACAAGGAGAAGGCGGUGCAGAAACCCCUCCAGCAGGAAUAUAUCCAACAUCAGCUGUGGGUGAAACACAUUUUUGGCAUCAGCCUGACAGAGACUGCUGUCCUGCUGUCCCAACUAAUAAUGACACAGCUAAGAAUACAGCGCUUCAGCUGAACUUCACUGACAGACCUCCCUCGCCACGUGUGCCAACUACCACCCUUCAUUAAUUUAACCUAAACCUUCGGUGUAAAGCUAAGUGAGGGCUUCACUCCCUGCGCCUCCCAGCCCAGCCCGGCACCGCCACAGUCAGCCCGCCUCCAUCCCGCCUCGCAGACCAUGAUGUUUCGUGAUCAGGUGGGCGUGCUAGCCAGCUGGUUCAAGGGGUGGAACGAGUGCGAGCAGACGGUGGCUCUGCUGUCCCUGCUGAAGAGGGUGAGCCGGACCCAGGCCCGCUUCCUGCAGCUCUGUCUGGAGCACUCCCUGGCCGAGUGCACCGAGCUGCAGGUCCUGGAGGGAGAGGCCAACAAUCCAGGGAUAAUCAGCCAGUGGCAAGUUGAGCCGAAGGAGCGCGUCAUCUCACUCGUCCUCACCCAUCUCCCACUGCUCAAACCCGGCAACGUUGAAGCCAAGGGCGAGUACAUGCGGCUGCUGCCACGCAUCCUGGCCCACACCAUCGAGCAUGGCCACCACCUGGAGGAGUCCCGCCAGCUCCUGUCCUACGCCCUCAUCCACCCCGCCACCUCCCUGGAGGACCGCGCUGCCCUGGCGCUCUGGCUGAACCACCUGGAGGAGAGGGCCGCUGCACGGGGAGACUCCCUGGAAAGGCCUCCUCCUUCCGGACCGCACCACCACCACCAUCAGUCCACGCCUCCAUCCACCCUCAGCUCAUCAGGUUCCUCCUCCUCCACUAACACUUCUUCGUCGGGCAAUCCGUACUCCUUGCAUCACCACCAGCGCUAUGGCUCAGACGACCGCCUCAAUGGGUGGCAGAGCUCCAGGGACUCAGGGAUGGGUGGAGGCUGGCAUCAGCAGCAGCAGGGCUGUGAGAACGGGCACCUUCUGCUCUACCCAUCAUCCUCUGUGCCGGCAACCAUCAACACAGUUGGGACGGGUGGAGGCAGUAACGCCAUCCUGACCAGUGGAAGUGGCAGCCAGCAGCACAGUCCCCUAAAGCGCUCCGUGUCCCUCACGCCUCCCAUGAGCGGCCCCAGCAACCAGCCUCUGGGCCACGUCUGGUUGUCCCAGGAGGACCUGAGGACCGCCAGAGGCCCAGCUCCGGACCACGCACCGCUCUCCCCCCAGAGCAGCAUCGCCUCCUCCGGCAGUGGAGGCAGCGAGCACCUGGAGGACGCCGGCUUAGGAGGAGGUUCAGGUCUCCAUCGCAGCUCCUUCCACGAGGAGGGCAGUGGUAUGAGGGAUGUUCCUGCUUGGCUGAAGAGUCUCCGCCUCCAUAAAUACGCCGCUCUGUUCUCCACAAUGACCUACGACGAGAUGAUGUCACUGACCGAAGAACAACUUGAGGCACAGAAAGUCACUAAAGGAGCAAGACACAAGAUUGUUAUCAGCAUUCAGAAGCUCAAAGAGAGGCAGAACCUACUUCGCAGCCUGGAAAAGGAUGUGUUAGGGGGCAGCAAUCUGCGCGCCCCGCUGCAGGAGCUCCACCAGAUGAUCAUGACUCCCAUCAAGGCUGUCAGCGGCAGCGAGGAGGCCUCCCUGCAGCGCCCCCUGCUGAGCCCCGAGGGCAAGAGCGCCGCGCCCGGCUCCCACCUAACAGGGGGAGGCGGAGGGGAGGCCGAGUCUGGCACGAGCGUCAUCGCCGAGGGGGAUCUGCCUGGUCAGUUCACUCGUGUCAUGGGCAAAGUUUGUACCCAACUACUGGUGUCAAGGUCAGACGAGGACAACAUCAGCUCCUACCUACAACUCAUCGACAAGUGCCUUAUCCAUGAGUCCUUCACCGAGACGCAGAAGAAGAGGCUGUUGUCAUGGAAACAGCAGGUCCAGAGGCUGUUCCGGUCCAUUCCGAGGAAAACUCUCCUUGACAUAGCAGGGUACCGACCGCAGAGGAGCCGUUUUGGCCAGUCCAACUCUCUCCCUACCACUGGCUGUGUUGGGGGCAGCGUGUCGGCCAGGAGGAGCCUUCACCAGUUCCAGAUGCCCUCCAGGAGCUUGCCGGGUGCCAGGCUGGGCCUGCUGGGCAGCGGGGGGCUGCUGGGACCGACACCUCGCAGCUCCAGCAGCACACCCACCGGUCCCAAGCAGGGGAGACAUGGUCCGUGGUUCGCCAACCCCGGAGGAAGCAACAGCAUGCCCAGUCGGACCCACAGCUCCGUGCAGAGGACCCGCUCGCUGCCGGUUCACACCACGCCACAGACCAUGGUCAUGUUCCAGCAAAGCGAUCUUCAGCUGCCGGUGACGGAGCCAGACAUCAACAAUCGCCUUGAGUCUCUGUGUUUGAGUAUGACAGAGCACGCUUUGGGAGACGGUGCCGACCGCACAUCAACGAUAUGAAACGAGGAUCUGGGUGAGAGCAGCAGGACAGCGCCGGUUCACGAGGCUCUCCCACGAUAAGUCACCUCGAGGUCACCAGCCCUCCCGUCCCCUCUCCCUGUAGCCGAUGGUAGAGCUCAACCAAAGGACCGGGCGGGAUCCAAGACACACCAGAGGGCCGAUCACCAAACGGCUAACACAAGCUAACACAUUGGCACCGUCCAUCGGGUUGGAAAAACACACCUCCUGCUCCGCCAGCAUGCUCACGGUCACCUGGGCGAGGGGAGCAAAAAAUGAAAAAGCCUGGACAGCGUGCGAAACAGCGCUCCCCCCUCCGAGGAGGCCGGAAGCAGCGCUGCAACCGAAGGGAGACGCUGGCCGGUGGAUCAGGGCUCAGUGAGGCUGAGGCCCCCCUCACUCUCCGACACCGUCUGGUCCCCGCACAUUGACCACAGCUCGUGGCAUCCUUCAAACCCAUAACAGUACCUCAGACCCCAAAACGAGACGAGACAAGCAGAGCCACGAGGAUGCACAAGGAACGUUUGGGAUUUCCUGGACUGCGAGGACUGAGUGAGAGGACUGAGUGUCCAGGAGGACGCUUGUAGAGCUCAGUAUUGGGUGGCAAAACAAACAUUUAUUUGUAUUGUGUGUAUUUAUUGUUUACAUUAUGAUGCUACUUUCAGAGGGUACAGAAACAUGUUUGAAUUUCAGGUAUGACUUGUGUGAUUUUUCUGUAAAGCAACGUGGCUGUCUACAAGCUUUACGCCCCCACGAGUAGCCAUCACACUAGUUUACAACUAACGUGCUUAUUCUUUAUUUUGGUGUGCGCCCCGAACGUUUAUCGAGACAAAGAGUGCGAGAGGUUAGAGCAGAUAGACGAGGACGUGGAGAAAGACUCGGAAAGUGGUAGAAGGAAGAACGGAGCUGAGGUGAUAUCGGGAAAGGGAAGCGGAUGUUUGAAUGAGAAAGACAUCAGAGGCAGGACCUUUGAUGGGCCGAAGAUGACGGAGGGAGGUGAUGUCAUGUCUAAUCGCAGUGGAGGAAGUGAAUUUGGCACCGCUCGGUCACACAUUGUUCAUCCACAGCAUGUACUGUAUGGACUCUUUGAAUUCAGAGCCUUCACGGGCGCAGAAAAUGUUUUUUUUUAUAUAAUGGGAGAUUAAUAGUGGGAUCUGUCUGCAUGUUCAGAUACUGGGUUUUCUAAAGCAGGGUGAUACGCUAACGGCUGCAUGUUACAACUAGAUAUCUGUCUUGGAGAGGAGGAAGAUUGUGGAGUGGAGACGAUGGCAGGAGAAGCAGGAGGUGGAUUUGGUUUCCACUCAGACCGUGUUGCAACAUUGGAAAAAAAACACACACACACUGUCAAUCCAUGAAGGGUAGUUUUCCCAGAGAUUGUCUCUUUAGCGCUUACCUCCACCUGCUGGCCGAACGCAGUCAUGGCAGGACAGAUGCUGAAGUCCUCGGAGACUCAGGCAGGCACAGAAAUGACUUGAGGAAACAUCAGAGCUGCAGCAGCUUGGUUUCCCUCACAGGCUGUCUGUGUAUCUCGUUCUUCAGUCUGUUCUGUCAGCGCCGGCCUACAUGGAAUUUAUUUUCUUUGUUUUUCAUUCUGAAUCUCAUGGUUAUUCUGUGUCUUAAUAUUUAUCCUCCGUUUUUUUUGGGACUUUAUAAGAGUAGGUUUAUAUUGAAAUAAGCUGGUUAGUUACUCCCCGCUGUGCCGCGCUCGACCGAGCAUGCGAGUCUGAACGGACGUCGUUGAGGAUUAUCGAUUAUUAUUGUUGUUUAGUUUCUUCAUUAGUUUUUUUUUUGCAAUUUCUGUAGUUCUUCCUUUGUAUCCUGCACUUGAUAUGAUAAUGUGAUACACUAAAAAAAUCCAAACGUUGGAGGCUCGAGCUGCAGCUGAGGAGGUCGACACUCGCUCUGUAGAGCUGCAGACUCCACAGCAGAGACGAAGGCGUGAUUUCUGUUUGUCUGGAGGCGGAUGUCGGCGUAGCAAACGGUCUCUUGUACGUCGGCUGAGUCCUUUCACACGGUUAAAGGACGAUAACGGUGUUUGUGCAUGUCUUACUUCAUUUACUUUGAGUUACACAUGCUUGACAUUGCUGUUGUUUUGAUGUUUUUACAACCUUCCAGGCAAACACGAGUUCCCUUUUUUACGAUGGCCUUAACUUCUUUAGUCCAAACACUUCAAAGUUAAUGCAUCACAGAAGAGUAAAUCUAGUUUGUCUCGUUUGUUUGACAGUGCAGAUCAGAGCUGUUAUUGAUUAAUCUGCCAACUAUUCCUUCAGUGAUUUAAAAUUUAAAUUUAUUAAAGUCCUCUUCAGCCGCUGAGCCUAAAAUCUGACCUCCACGUAGCUCGAGCACACCAGCUCACCUACAACUGCUUUACACAAUGACGAGUUGUAAUAUUGAGUAAUUCAGCCAAAGAUGUUUGAAGAAUAACAGCAGACUGGCCGGUUUGGUUCUUCAGGUUAGUUCUGUUUGAAACCUUGGAAGUCUGAAUCUGUGAUUUUGAGACUAGCAUCAGUUCACUGCAGUUUGAAGGUGGAAGUGCUCAGCCAUGGCAUAGAAGAACAUCAUAUGUAUAAGUUAUAUGAGGUAAAUAAUAAUGAUAAUUGACCUCAUACCUCACCAGAGGGGGUCUUUAAAGGCAUUUAUAAUUUUUCAGAGCUUAAUGUGACUUCCUCAAUGUCCCCGUUUUAUCCAAACAUUCACAGUUUUUCUUGCAAAUAUCACAAAGAAAAGCAAACGUUUCAGUUCACUGGCUGUCAGAAUAGUUGCAGAUUAAUUGAUUGAACUCAUCGACUGGUUGCUCCAGCUUUGGUCAACCAGAGAAAUCACUGCACAGUCUGGACAAAACAUGUUACAGAAAUCUAAAACACUACAGAACUCUUGACAAAGAGGCAGCAGAGAUGUGUGUGACUCGCAUUAAAGGAACAAAAACAUGCAGAAAUCCUGUUACGGUCCCUCAUUCUGGCUCUGAGAAGCCUUUCUGGAGAACAAACCGCCGUCUUCGUCGGCUUAAAGCGGCUUCAGAUCCGGAGAUGGCGGCUCGAAUUUUUGGCUGCAGACAAAGUGUGCGUCUGUAGUUUUACAGCAGCGACUACAUGAACACUGUCGCCUCUGUGUUUUGAGUUUGUGUCUUUGAGAGCCAGUCAGACGUCACCUGCACGUUUGUGAAUUCCACCAAAGCAUGAAUGUGACGUGAACCCUGUUAAUCCCGAGUGGUUAAACUGAUGUUACACCUUCGACAGACUUGUGUUUUUGUUGUUUUUGCUGAUGCUCGUCGCUGACGAAGCAUCAGGAUCUCAUCAUAUUCAGACUCUUUCAGUGUCACUGCCAUAUGAAUCAGUACUUAAAGUAGACGCAAUUAUUUAUUCUGUUUUUUUCAUAAUUUUUGCAGAGGUGAUACUGAUCAUUUAGGUGUAUUAUUAUUUAAAGUACCAUAUGUAUUAACAUGUUAUGGCUGGUGACCAUACGUACAUCUCAAAUAUUAACAUAGUUAUUGUUGACUGACUGUUUUUCUUGUAUUUUUUUUUUGUUGUUGUUGUUUUUGUUGUUGCUGUUGUUGUUGAACUAUAAUCUCGUUUGUAUCUAUCGGUGUCAUGUUGAGAUUUUUCUCAUUUGGACUGUCGGAGAGCAGAUCCGUCACAGAUUCAUGUUCGGUUACAAAAGUCACGUCGGGCGUCACGUCAGCAGUCCAACAGCGAUGUAGUCUUUUCAGGAAGUAGACGGAUGUUAGGCGAGAUUAGGAUUUAAGAUCUGUGAACUUGGUGCUGUGGGCGUUUCAUGACCCAACGCUGGUCCUGUGUGGGAGAGGCUUGUAGGUUUAUGUGUAUGUUGCCUUAAAGGAUAAGUUUGGCAUUAUUCUAUACUUUUUUUCUAAAUGUUAAAGAGCCCAUAUUCUGCUUUUUUUGUUUCGCCCUUUUCUUUAGUUUUUUUGUGCAUGUAAAAUCUACUUCAGUUAUUCUCUCUGUUCCUUUAGUCGCCUUAAAUGCCCCGUCUGAAGUCUUGUCCUGUUACUUAUCGACAUCAUCAUGUCACACAUUUGCCUGACUGGCGGCUAGUUUGCUCCUUCAAAACACAGAAAAAGCAGCUGUCUCGCAUUCUGUCCUCGCUGGAGCUGCUUCCACUCGAGCUACAUUAAAGUACUUAGGUGUGACUAAACAACACUUCCUGGCUGCUGACCAAUCAAGAGGGCUCCUCAGGAGGCGGGGCUUAAAGAGACAGGAGCUAAAAUGAAAGCGUUUCAGACAGAUGUUGAGUAGAGGCGCUGCAGAAAUGUACAAUAUGAAAAAAACUGUGUUUUUGAACAUUAAAGCGUGUGACCGUAUUCUAGUAGGUCCACAAAAAUUAAAAAGUAAAAACCUGUAAAUGUGCAAAAUAUGGGCUCUUUAACGAAUCCCAUGAAAAGACCAGAUUCAAUAAUGUGUCCGUCUCAGUAUUUUACUGUAAUUUUUAACAAAAGUUACUCAAAAAGUGGAGAAUUUGUUACAGACUAUUGUCAGCUGUGGGUCAAAGCUGCUCUCAUGAGUACUUGUGACAGCAGGAAACUAAAAUAAGUGUGUUUCUGGUUUACUAACAGCUCUGUGGAUCUACGCACACACGACUAGUCAGGAUCAAUUAGUGGCUCGUUUCUGUCUUUUCAUGGGAUUUCUUUCUAUUAGGAAACCUGCAGUCAAGCAAUGUAAUCAAAGGGAUUGUCGAAACUAGUGUUUUUGCAGUAUUUUUUAUUUACUUUCAUAUCGCUGUGCCAUUUGUGAGUCAUAAAGGUGUUGCUAGAAA